Messenger RNA from Umbelopsis ramanniana AG, 9966 nucleotides. RefSeq lists its product as uncharacterized. Gene Ontology annotation, cellular component: cytoplasm; nucleus. Gene Ontology annotation, molecular function: ATP binding; protein serine/threonine kinase activity. The coding region runs from base 122 to 9880 and encodes 3252 amino acids. Gene Ontology annotation, biological process: phosphorelay signal transduction system; peptidyl-serine phosphorylation. The record is from RefSeq and is a predicted model, not a curated record. The transcript is spliced from 6 exons. Lineage: Eukaryota; Fungi; Mucoromycota; Umbelopsidomycetes; Umbelopsidales; Umbelopsidaceae.
CUUCAAUUCUUGAAUUUCCCCCACGGAUCGAAAUCCAACCGAUCACCAUUGGUCUCGUCUCGUCUCGCCUUUUCUUUCUUUCUGAUCUUUUUACCGUUGAUACAUAGUAAAAAGGAGCAAUAUGAAAUUGUUCUCUCAAAAACUUUCGCGAGCAAAGCGGUCUUCACCUUUGAAUCCAAAUGCUGAAGAUCCACAGCCAGGCGAUUCACCUUCACAACCGCAGCCGGUAGCUUCCAAGUCAGAAACCACCACCACAUCAAAACAGUCCGGUCGAAACUCUCAUAAACGAAAGUUGUACCCCUUUCAUAUGGAUCGAAAGAAUAAGGAUUCUUCUUCGUCUCUGGAGUCUUCUACAGCCGACUCCGUUUCUGAACUAGAGAACCCCGAAAGCGUCAGUGAGCAAGUCGUUCAAGCACAACCGCCUAAUGCUGUGUGGUCACUGAGUGCUGCCGAACCCGACAUGACCAAAAAGCCACCAGCUUUACCAGCGUCCACCCCAAGUGCAUCAGAGCUGUCUAAAGCGAUUGCAGAAGCGGCACAUGCGAAGUCACCCAGUGAACCAAUCACAGUUCCUCCAAAUUUACUCCAAACGAGUCACUUGCAGCAUUCUGAGGACUCUGUUCGGCCGCCAUUGCCGCCUUCUCGUAAAUCGUCGCCACCACCUGCCACGCUUUUGGCUUCAUCUUCCAGAGCGCCAGAUGCUUCUCUUUCUGCUAUCACUACGUCAGCCGAAAUAUCCAAUCCGCCAUCAUCAACCACUUCUUCAUCAAAACUGCGAAGUGUUCCUAUACCACAACCUUUAUUGUUGAAGCGCCAUACUAGCCGUUCAUCGUUUUCUUCCGUUGACGAUAACAACGACAGUCCAGUGUUGUCCACACCCACUUCUGGCCAUGGCCGUAAUUCACUGUCCAUCAACAGUUUUAAUGUCAGUGAACUUAGAGCGUCUGAUUCACCUUCAUCAAAUCUGCCUGUCCUCUCACCUAUCACAUCUUCGGCUGGAUCACAAGAAGAAAAUGAUGGAGGCUCACCAGCUUUGUCGGCAAAGUCUUCGACUGGUCAUACUAGUCCAGCAAGAGCCAUGUCUCCUGUGGUUGGCAGCACUGGUAUAAUUCAGAAAAAGAUCUCGAAACUACAUGAUAUGGAGUAUGGAAGUAGUGCAAGUGAACCGGAACCAUCAGAUACGCCUGGCGGAUAUGCGGAUCGAGCUUCCCCGUCUGCAGCUUCUUCAUUUACUAAUGAAAGCCCUAUUUCACAAUCUCAAACAUCCACCAUGCUCAACAAUCAACAAUCAAAUGCAUCACCCAAAUAUGCGAGUCCCCCAGUGGGUAGUGGUGGAAAAUACAUGCUUAAAUCAAAACGCGCCAGCUGGAUAGAUGCCAACGCUGCCCAUCCUCCGCCCAUUACGACGAACUUUUCACCUUAUGGUGAAGCUAGUUCUGGCAGCGCACCUUCCACUCCCAUUAGCGGUACGGAAAGCACCCGACAGCUUCAUAGCAGAAAGAAUUCGGUUGCCGAAGGGUUGAAUUCCGCUAUGACUGGUUCACCAGCCCUCAUGUAUUCUCAAGCUUCCAUGAUGACUUCAGGGGGUUACUCUCCAUCGCUUGCUGCAAGCAAAGAAUUCGAUGAGAAUGAACCUCCUCUUUCCAAUACAAGAUUACAUAAAACCGGUUCAAUUUCCAGAAUGGCAGAUUCCAGUGGCGCAAAGAAUAUACCCACACAUACCAUUCGGCGCAGAGAAAGUUCCACCGAUGUUACCAGCUCUGGAUCUGAAAAUUCAUCCCGCCUGGUGGAUGUGAUGUCAAAGCGACUGCCCAGAAGGUCGUCUACCUUGGAUAGCAGUAUCACCGAUGGCGAUGACGUUAAUGAUAACCAGCAAAACCCUUCGUCUCUUCCACCGCCUUAUGUGUUGCCCACUGGUUUCCGAGAAAUCUUUCAGCACAAACGUACACCGUCCAUAUCGUCAACUUUGACAGCCAACAGUGUUGAUGAGCAUUCACCUUUAGUAUCACCUAUUGCUCGCCAGUAUCCUCAACCUUUGAACAUGGAAGAAGUUUUUGCUGCUCCAACUAGCCCUUCUGAUCAUAGAUCACCUGUCACACCUCUCAGUGCCAACAAAUCCUUAAUAAGUUCUAAAAGAGAGCGUACAGCAUCUUCAUCCUCUUUAGUCAGUCCAACUUCUAGUACCAAACCAAAUGCUCAGACCAAGGCCCAUCGUCGAAGAUCGUCCAUGUCCAUGUUGCGAAAUAUACCCUCAGAAGAACUCGCCAGCAUAGUCAGUGGAAGUUCACCCAACCCUGUGGUGAUAGCUCCCAUGGAUGAGGCAUUUGGUCGCCAAAGAGGUCGAACACAUACGAUUGCAACCAGCAAUUUGUCAAGUUUUCAUACGUUUGAUGAUAUGGAAUCCGACGAAAAUAAUACCGAUGAACAAUCUACUUCUAAAGCGACAAACCUCCCUGGUUAUCAAACCUCACUGCAAACCUUCCUCAGAAGGCAGUUCCACAGCUAUUCUGACCAAGAGAAGCAGGCUCAAGUGAAGCGAACAUCUUCCAUUGCAGAUCGAGACAGAGACGUCACAGAAAUGAGUCUCGAUGAUGAUGGUCCUAGUGAUUUGACUGGUGACAGCAUACGACGAUCAUAUAGUCCAAAUGAUUUGGAUCCUAGUCUUAAAGAACUUCGAGCUCCCAUUUUCCCCUCUUCGUUGCUCAAUACUCCGUACCCUCGACCCAUUAUGAAGAAGGAGAACAAGAAGUUAAUGUCUAUUAGUCGAGCAACAGCAAGUACUUCAGCUCCACAUUUAUUGCAAGAUGAUGACAGUGUUUUGCCUGCUGUGAACGACGCAUUUGGAUGGCCGGAAUCUAGCAGCAAGCCAAUGCAUGAUUCAAUAUACAUGGAUACCGAUAGCAAACCGGCUGUGUCACAUAUUCAACCGCCUGCAUGGAAUCGACGCUUAUCGCAACAGAUGUAUGCCAACAUUUUGUUCCUAUCCAGAGCCGCGAAGUUGCGUAAAUGGAAGCGACAUAGUCGAUCAAAUUCAUUGCCCACUAUUCCUAGUCUUGAAAAGUCACCGGUAAAGGCAUCUGAACCGUCAAAGGAACCCGCAAAAGGUACAGAACCAGCGGAUGAUUCACCUCGCGGAAGCAACCGUAUACCCAUACCAGCUGGACUUCCGCGUCACAUCCAGCGAGAAAUGAGGUCGUCGAACAACUGGCAGAACCAACCUGGUGAUGUUUUAACCCCUACUAUUCUUGUGUCUUCUUACGAAAGCGAAGCAUAUGGUGAAUCAUCGCGGUCUGGCGAAUGGUCUAAAGGUUGGAAGGAUGUUGGAGGCAUUCCAUGGGUCGACUGGGUAGAAGAAUAUCGAAAGAUGAAAGAUGCUGAAUUGCAGAGACGAAAAUCUUUUGAAUCCCUUUCCACUAGUCUCAACCCUGACACCAUCACAGCAUCAAACAAUCCAAGGUCGUCUUUUACCGAAACGGACCUUGAUACGCUUAUGGAUGAACCCGAUGAUAACGCAUCUUCUCAAAAGUCAGAUGAAAAUAUAGUAGAUAGAAUGUUGAUUCCAUGGUGGUCUUCUGUGAAGAAUAAUGUACAACACACCUUGCACCGGCGACGGCCAUCAGGAGCUUUGGCAGUGCAUCCAACACCUUUAUCGACCAGUGCUGGUCAAGACCGAUUUCCAAGUAUGACCCAGCGCCGAAUGUCUAACUUGGCUAGUCAAGACGAUUCGGACCAAACAGCCAUGGCUAAACAUCGUUAUCAGCUCUCACUCGACUUGGAUGAUAUUCGAAACAUGUUUUCCGCUCAUCUGUCAUCUGCAGCGGCUGAAAAGGCUGCUGUACCCAAGGCACAGGAAAAGUCUGCUUCAAAUUCAUCAUCGCUCUCUGCGUCUCCCGUCGUUGCACCAGAACGUCCCGGCCCCCCUCCUCCCGCUGCUUACCUUCCACCCUCAGGUCCAUCAUCUGUUAGCCUUCAGCGAAUGUUUUCAUAUACACCUGGUCUUGCUCCGUUCAGUUACGGUAGUUCUGUGACUAGUCAUGAUUCUAGCAUUUCACCGUCAUUGUCAUCACAAGGCUAUGCUAACAGUGAAGAUUCAAAAGGGCAGUCUUCGCUUACGGCGUUCUUUGGUACGGGAGGGUCCGGCCUGAGUACUCCAGAAGAGUAUGGCAUUACAGGAAAAAAGCUAGAAGGGGAAGAAAAAGCAUCACCUGCGACGAUUCGCAUUCGACACACCAUUAAGUCACGCUUGGAAUAUGCCAAGAAAGUAUGUGAUGCUGACCUUCGUCUUAUCAUAGAUGGUCUUAACGAGUACGUUGAACGUGGAUUGCAAUAUGUCGAGGAUGUCGAUGAAGUUUUAGAACAUGGUGUGUCGAGUCCUGAUAGUGAGGAGCUUGAGGAAGAUGAACCCAUGGAACCAUUGCAGCGCGAAGCCUCGUUUUCUAGUCAACCGGAAAAUCAUAGCAUGACUCCUGACCUCAUCGUACCUCCAAGUCCAACGGCUGCUAUGUCUCCUAUGUCUCCAUCUAUGGGACGAAAGCGAAAUCUUCAAGUUAGCCUGCAAGGUAUAGAUGAGGGUGAAGAAGCCUUCCUUGGUUUGGAACGAUCGGAUGAUGAUGAUAGUGGUUCGGAUCAAGAACAAUUGAAAGAACUGAGUGAACAAUUGAAGCAAGAACUACAAGGAAACAAUUAUCAAGAUGACGUUUCGAAUUUACAAAGUCCUCCAUCUGGGCCACCCAAUGCUGGCAACUUGACGCCGUCUGAUUCUAUGCCUGCUCAUUUAUCGCAUGUCAAUUCCAGGCUGACUCUCAUAUCAGAAGAUUCAUAUCUUCCUACACCCUUCAUAUUGACACUCCAAGAUUUGAUAUCUUUGGCCCAAAGUGUGCUUGAUAUGCCUUUGGAUACUUUCCUUGAAAAUUCUGGAACGUGUGCUGAACUUGUGUCUCGCAUACAAGAGCUAGGAGCCAAAUGGGACGAAAAUCCAAAGUGGCCAUGCCGUGAAUGGUAUGUUCGACUACUCCUUGGCGUUGCUGCUCUCAAUCGAGUCGUGGAAUGGUGGGAGGCUGAAAGGGGCUUUUGGGCCAACUCCUUCUCACUCACAUCGUCAGGCACCCAAGCAACCAGUAAAACCACACAGAAUGAGGAUGGUAACGACGGUGGGUUAGAAAAUGACCGUGCACAUGAUUAUCGUCGUCGUUCUAGUGGUGCUAGUAGUACUUGGAGCUCGAAUUAUAUGCUACCACCUGCUCGCGGUGAGCCUAUCAUUGAGGAGCAAUCCGAAACCGAACCAGAUGAAUACGAAGAUCAACGCUCAAAUGCUACAGCUACCCCUCUUUCAUCAGGCUCAGAGACCAUCAUGAUGCACAAGCGUCAUAGUGAGCAAAUGGAUGCUAUGGACUCUCGAUCUGACUUUAAUGAUCAAAAGAACGACAGUGAUCAAUUGCAGCUGGAUGCUGAACGAGGUCAGAAUACAACUAUUGUCAUGGAACUCAGUCUCAGUACAGUUGAAGUGCGAUACCUUAGUCCCGUUUGGCAAUUGGUAGUUGGGUCUAACCCUGCCUCGGUCAUUGGCUGCCCCAUAUCACAGUUUCUUUCCUACGAAGAUCAAUGUGUUUUUGCUGAAGCUACACAGCAAUUACUGUCUGACGACUCUAAAACAAUAGAGGUGCGAUUCACUCUGGUUCAAUCAGACGGUGAUAAAAUUGAGCUCGAAGGCAAAGGUAUGCUCAUGUACAAUCGAGUGACUGCAGAACCAAGUCACACCAUGUGGGUCAUCAAGCCCAUCGGUACUCGUCGAUGGUCUGUCGUCGAACCCAUGUUGACUCCCAAAUCAGAGGAGUUGAGCAAAUCCCCCAAAGCUACCAGCCCCGGCCACCAAACUCCUACUCAGGAAGAGCGCUGGAAUGACAUGCAAGAUGCGUUGGAGGAGGAACAAAAUGAUUUGGAAGAAGAAGAAAGGGCGCGUCGGAGGACCCGAUCCAUGUCUGAACCUACCAUCGUCACACCACCUCUUGCUCCUACAAAAUCUCCAACGUUGCAGUGGGAUGAAGCCGUAGUGGACCAUCAAGCCCUUGGGCCUAGUCGAAAGGGUGCUAUGAUGCGACGUGCCAUAUCGCAAGGCGGUCAGCCAUCCACUGAUUUGACAACAGCCAGCCGUCAUUCCAUGCUGAGUCUUCCACCUGCUUUAUGUCGAAUCUGUGAAAAAUGGGUUGUUACAGCGUUCUUUGAACAACACUCGGAACUAUGUGUCGAAAUUCAUCGUGCCGAGAUGGAUUGUUUGAUGUGUGAUGACAGUACACGAGAGCUUCGUCAACAUGUGCAAGAUAUGUAUGACGACCUAACCGAAGAGCUCAGCAAAUCAGAGGCGCAACCUAUCAAUAAGGCAGUCGAUGGAUUAGCUCAGAAGAGCCUUUCGAUUGAUACCAUGUCUCAGCAACAAACAAGCGAUGGCAAGAAUCGUAGCUUACUUGAUGUUGUCGAUCUUGAGCAGGCUAUGGAUCCAAUGGAUAUGAAGAAAAAUAAUAUUGAAGUCUACAAAGAACUUUUGGAGACGCUUGAUGUUGCUCUAAGUAUAUCGAUCCCUGGUGGUGACAAUAGUGCAACUGACAAUGAGGAACAGAAUGACGAAUGGAAAGCAGAAGGAUCCCCAAGAAUGCUUCAGUCACCGCGAUCCAAGUCCAAAAUGGUACAUAUCAUGUACUGGAGACCACCUAUUGCCGAUGAUCCACAAGUGGCUAACCUUGUGAAAGACGUUGAAGUGAUGGUGCGAGGCAAAAUCGAUGCCGUGAACCGUAUGCGUGAUACUUUGGAAUACAAUGAACAAGUUCGAUUGGAGUUCCAACAGUUGAUGGAUCAAGAUGCUGGCUGGUCUGAAUUUGUCACCGGUGCGGAAGACAAUGCUCUUCAAGACAACCCUCCUGAGAGUGAUGAUCGACUCUCCAGUGAUGCAAAUGAUCCAACCAAUGCGCAAACGGAACACGAGGACGAAUCGAAACCUUCUGCCGAUACCCUGUCACGCGUUCUGGAGUCUGGUACUCCUCCCAAAACCAUUGCCAGCAAAGUGAAAAGUCGCGAACUAGUGGAUCUCAAGGUUGUACCUCGCGGAACGAAAGCACCUAAGCGAAAGCCCUCUUUGGUACCAACAUCGCCUCCCAUCAUGGAAAUGGAAACCAUUGAAACACCGGUUGGAUCGCCUGGAAUACGUCCACGAAUAUUGCCAAACUUCAACGAAGGUAGUUUGUCUGGCAACAGCAGUCCUGGUAGUGGUUCUAGCAUGCUCGGAAAAUCGCCGUUAUCGCCGCUUCCCUUGUCUGCCACUUCCAGACCUACCCCACCUAGCAUCAAGGAUUUCGAUAUCAUCAAGCCCAUUAGCAAAGGCGCUUUUGGAUCUGUGUUCUUAGCCAAGAAGCGAGCAACUGGAGACUAUUAUGCCAUCAAGUUUUUGAAAAAGUCGGAUAUGAUUGCAAAGAAUCAAGUCACUAAUGUCAAGGCUGAACGCAUGAUUUUGAUGACUCAAACCGACAGUCCAUUUGUCACCAAACUUUACUAUACGUUUCAAUCUAAGGAUUACCUUUAUCUGGUUAUGGAGUACUUGAAUGGAGGUGAUUGUUCUGCCCUUAUUAAGAUCAUUGGUAGCCUUUCAGAAGAUUGGGCCAAAAGCUAUCUCGCGGAAGUGACACUUGGUCUCAGCUACCUUCAUGAGAGAAACAUUGUUCACCGUGAUUUAAAGCCGGAUAACUUGCUCAUUGAUCAAUAUGGACAUCUUAAGCUUACAGAUUUUGGUCUAUCCAGGAUUGGAUUUUUGGAUCGACGUGUUCGAGAUGAAAUGGCGAACUCACUAGCUCACGGUGGUCAUCAUCUACCAACUUCACCGGCUCCUUCAAGAUCCCAUACGCCACCUGCACAAAAUGCUGAUACCGUUUCACCAAACACAUAUAGACAUUCAUACUUUGGUCUUUUGUUUGAUCGCAGUCGGCGAGGAUCUAUGGCAAGCUCUACAUCUGGUGAAGGAAGCGGUUCUGGUACGCCUAAUUUUGUACCUAGCAUACCUGAAGGCACAAAGUCGCCUGAAAAUGCAGGUAGUACUGCUGGUGAGGACACUCCUCACCACAACCGACAACACAGUAAUACAAGCAGUAUGCCUAGCAUGCUCAGCCAUUCUGUAUCGUCAAGUAUCACAGCAUCAAGCUUUAUGUUUGCUGAUAGAGAUAGGACCGAGAGUGAGCGCACCGAUUCUCCGCGAGGAGCCAUUGGAACACCAGAUUAUCUUGCUCCAGAAAGCAUUUUAGGAACUGGCCAAGAUGCUAUGGUCGAUUGGUGGGCUCUAGGUGUCAUUUGUUAUGAGUUCCUUUACGGAUUCCCACCUUUCCAUGCCGAAACCCCAGACAAAGUAUUUGAAAAUAUCUUGUCUCGACGCAUCGACUGGUACGAAAACGAGGUUUCUAUUUCACCUGAAGCGCGCGAUUUUAUGGAACGCCUGAUGGAUACCAACCCUUCCAAACGAUUGGGUGCAAAUGGAUCUGAAGAAGUCAGAUCACAUCCGUUCUUCAAAGAUAUUGACUGGGACUGUUUGUUGACCAAGUCGCCAGCUUUCAAGCCCAACCCUGUCAAUCUUGAAGAUACGGAAUACUUUGAUGCUCGUGGUGCGACCAUGCAUGCCAUGAUGGACGAUGAAGAUAUUCAAGCUGCUGCCAAAGCCCAAGUUGAAAAGGCUAAAACCAUCAUUCAGCAGGAAAAUCAAACACCAGGUGGCAGUAUGUCCACAACAGACGACGCUUCAUCCCAUCUUUCUUCCAAUAACAAGAGUGAAUCCGGCGCGAGCGACAAUGCAGACUUUGGUACAUUUGUAUACAAAAAUCUACCUGUGCUAGAGAAAGCGAACGAGGAUGCUAUUAGAAAGAUUCGGCACGAGAGUAUCAUUGCUAGUGUCGCCAGUGGUAUGAACAUUGACCCUGCUACCGGCAGAAUUAUCCAUCGGUCACUACCCGUAGCCAAUCGCAGAAAGCUUGCCUCUCAAUUAGAACUUUCACCUUCACCACUGGGAAUAGCACCUGUUUCAUCUUCGCUACCAGCAUCACCACCUUCUCUAUCACCAUCCAGUUCAGCAAAAACGAACCAACGACGACCCGUCGAUGUGGGUUCGCAUGCGCAUUUGUUACCUGAGCCUAUCAAACGACGAGGUUCCCUCCCUACCAAGUUACGGACCAGUACAACAGCUUCUGGUUCCAAAGGACGUCCAUUAUCUGAAGUUGAAAGCAAAACUACCACACCUUCUCCCAUUGACCGUGUACGCCCAACAAGCGACAGCCAAACUAAUUUGAAGCAAACCGACGUUACAUCUACUACGCAAGUUUCCAUCACCAACGAACCACAUCCUCUUCAACAAUCUGACAGUGAACGCCCUCGAUCCAGCAGUCUCGGACCUAGGAAGAUUGACUGUCUCAUCGCCGAUGAUAAUCCCAUCAGCUGCAAAAUUCUUGAAACCAUACUUUAUACACUGAACUGUCGAUGUGUCGUUGUUCGUAAUGGUGCCCAAGCUAUCCGAUGUGCUAUGGGUGGUGUAAAGUUUGAUAUCAUCUUUAUGGACAUUCGCAUGCCAAUCAUUGAUGGAGAAGCAGCUGCUCGUAUGAUUAAAUCUACCAUCAAUAUGAACUCCACAACGCCUAUUAUCGCGGUAACAGCGUACGAACAUACUGUUCAAUUGGCAGGAGCGUUUGAUGAUAUCUUGAACAAACCUGUUACUACUCAGAUCAUCUUGAACCGACUGAAGCAGUUCUGCGACAUCUGGAAUGUACCAACUGCUUCAAGUAACCUUCAACAGCCCACCAUGCCAAAGUCCACAGAUGCAAAAUCACCAUUAUCAACCUCGACUUCGUCAGUAACAUGAUAUCCGUGUGCAUUUUUUUUUUCUUUUUUCUGUUCUUAUUUUUGCUUCGUUAUGUCGUUUAUCUUUAAUGCAAACAUCAUCGGUUU